UUGUCGUCUUACACUCUCUACGCUCCCUCUCUCUACCCUCUGCUUCUUGAUCUCGCUCUACACCAUAAAAAAAGAGAAGCUUGGAAGUACAUAAAUCCCACGCUUUUGUCUUUCCCUUUCUCUCUCUCACUCUCUCUAGGGUGCUCCGGAUCUACUUUCCUUAUCUAGGUGGUGUAUUGCUAUUGACUAUUUGGGGAGAGUGAUGUCGAAAGCCGGAGCCUUGGAUCUCGCCACUGGCGUCGGCGGAAAGAUCGAGAAAGACGACGUUCUCUCCGCUGUCCAGAAGUAUGAGCAGUAUCACGGCUACUAUGGAGGCGAAGAGAAAGAGAGAAAGGCCAACUACACUGACAUGGUGAAUAAAUAUUAUGAUCUUGUUACCAGCUUUUAUGAAUAUGGCUGGGGAGAGUCGUUCCAUUUUGCGCCCAGAUGGAAAGGGGAGUCUCUUAAAGAGAGCAUUAAGCGACAUGAGCACUUUCUUGCUUUACAGUUAGGCCUAAAAGCUGGACAGAAGGUGUUGGAUGUUGGAUGUGGAAUUGGUGGACCAUUAAGGGAAAUUGCCCAGUUCAGCAUGACAUCUGUUACAGGUCUGAACAACAAUGAAUAUCAGAUAGCAAGAGGACAGGUACUGAACCGCAAUACAGGACUGGACAAGACUUGCAAUUUUGUGAAGGCAGAUUUCAUGAAAAUGCCAUUUCCUGACAAUAGUUUUGAUGCAAUAUAUGCAAUUGAGGCUACCUGCCAUGCUCCAGAUCCGGUUGGCUGCUAUAAAGAGAUUUAUAGAGUAUUGAAGCCUGGUCAGUGUUUUGCUGCGUAUGAGUGGUGCAUGACCAAUGCCUUUGAUAUCCGUAACAAAGAACACCAAAAAAUCAAGGCAGAAAUAGAGCUUGGUAAUGGUCUCCCUGAUGUCAGGGCUACAGGACAAUGCCUUGAUGCUCUGAAGCAAGCAGGCUUUGAAGUCAUAUGGGAUAAAGAUCUUGCUGCAGACUCACCAAUCCCUUGGUACUUGCCUUUGGAUAAAAGUCACUUCUCACUGAGUAGCUUCCGUCUAACAGCCGUCGGACGUUUUGUUACCAGAAACAUGGUCAUGGCUCUAGAAUAUACUGGACUUGCCCCUAAGGGAAGUCAAAGGGUUCAAGCUUUCUUGGAGAAAGCUGCAGAAGGGCUAGUUGAUGGUGCAAGGAAGGAGAUCUUCACACCAAUGUAUUUCUUCUUGGCUCGGAAGCCUCAUUUGGAUAGGCAGUAAUGCUGAAGUAUGCAUUAAUCAACAAGCUGCUGUAUUAGUGAAGCUUUCUGGUAAUUCUGGCCAGUUAGAGGUUUUUGUCCAGAUUGCAUGUUUUUGGGGUUUUUUUAGGUUUCCAAGUUGAUUGUCAUAGUUUCCUGUGACAAGUUUGCUAUUUAACUAAAUUUAUUUUCUGUAUUCUUUGUUUAUCAAAAUUCAUAUAUUUAUGUAAUGUGUGAAAUUUUCCUUACCUUCAGCACAGUGGUUUUGUGCUGACUAAUUGAUUUGUUUAGGCUCUCAAAUAUUCUUUA
This is a messenger RNA of Camellia sinensis, 1530 nucleotides long. It is a transcript of the gene SMT1, whose product is annotated as sterol methyltransferase 1. Gene Ontology annotation, molecular function: sterol 24-C-methyltransferase activity. Gene Ontology annotation, cellular component: endoplasmic reticulum. Lineage: Eukaryota; Viridiplantae; Streptophyta; Magnoliopsida; Ericales; Theaceae. The record is from RefSeq and is a predicted model, not a curated record. Gene Ontology annotation, biological process: sterol biosynthetic process.